UUUUUUUUGGUCCUUGGCAGAACUUUCACCUCACCUGCAAGUCCAGGUUGGUCAAUGGUACCAAAUGUAAUAGAAGGGGGGAAAAUGCAACGGACAAAAAUUCGAACCCAGGCCUCCUGAAUAGGCCCUCAGUAGGCUACACCAAGAACAAGAUUUGUCGUAAGAGGCGACUAAAGGAGGCGGUCCUUCGGACAUGUCGGAUAUAAGACCGCACAAACUGAGUAUCUGGAGGCCCCGUGUCACAUAUCUUAUUUACGAAUAAAUAGUAAAUUACCGUAAAUCUGUAUUUCCAGUCCAAGAUUUACAUUAUGCCCUGCAUUGUUGGUUUACAAAAGAAGUCCGUCAUGUUUCGUGGAAAUCUAGUAAAUCUGAGGCUCUCGGAUAGUGAUCUUUAUCAUUUUUAAAGACAACUAGAGAUAGAAAUUAUUCGUGGACAAGAAAAUCGGGAUGACAUUUCAUUAAAUAUAAAAAAAUUCUGUUUGUAUUUACCUGCAAAAUUCAUCCGCCGUCCUUCUGGUAUAAAUAAUCCGCUCGCUGCACGUGGAUACCAAACGUGUAAAGAACGCGAUGGCCAGUAGAAGCGUUUUGAGAAAAAAUAAACACCUUAAUGGUGAUGUAACACCAACUAAACGACGAAAGACAAACACCAUUAGUACUAACGGAUCAACUCCCAAUGAUAAACGUCGAGAGACGAAAGGAUCAACUCCUAACGAUAAUCAAGGCUCCCUUGCAGAGGUGGAAUCUGUUGCAGAACUAAUAAGCAAUCAGAUUCGCCAUGUUCCAAAAAUUGGCAUUGUUUGUGGAUCAGGGCUGGGAGGACUUGCAGAUGUAGUGGAGGACAAGCAAAUCAUCAAGUACUCAGAGCUGGAGGGGUUCGCUGUCAGUACAGUUCCUGGCCAUGUUGGACAGUUUGUGUUUGGGUUGCUGAAUAAGACGCCAGUCAUGUUGAUGCAGGGACGGGUUCACGUGUACGAAGGUUACCCUCUUGAUCGAAUUGUUUUACCUAUCAGGGUUAUGUGGAAGAUGGGGAUUAAGACUCUGAUUUUAACAAACGCUGCCGGCGGAGUCAAUCCUGAGUUUAAAGUGGGAGAUGUCAUGAUAAUCAAAGAUCAUCUAAAUCUUCCUGGAUUUUGUGGCAUCAACCCCCUAAUUGGCAUCAAUGAUGACAGAAUUGGCCCAAGGUUUCCGCCAAUGUCUGACGCAUACAAUAGGGAGUACAGAGAUAUUGCAAAGGAAACGGCCAAAGAACUCGGAUUUUCUGACUUCAUGCGAGAAGGAGUAUACAGCUUUCUGACUGGGCCCACAUUUGAGACAGUCACGGAAUGCCGACUGUUACGCUUGAUUGGAACAGAUGCCACAGGAAUGAGUACCGUGCCAGAGGCCACUGUAGCACGUCACUGCGGAAUGGAGGUCUUGGCUAUGUCUCUCAUUACAAACUGUUGUGUGAUGGAGUUCGACUCGGACCAGAAGGCCAACCACGAAGAGGUGCUAGAGACUGGAAAGGCACGGUCAAAAGACAUACAGAAACUCAUCACGAAGAUCGUGGACAAGUUGUCCCCUCAGUAGAGUUCACACCCCGUGAUGUUUCUUGGCAGAACUUUGGGAUGGAAGUGGCGAGUCCAAUGAAGAUCUGAACAGAAAGUUGUAAUAUUUGUUAUACCAGCUGAGCAAAAAUUCUGGUAGUUUCAUGAAAUGUGUCUGCAUGUAAGAAAUUUCUACUAUCCAAAAAAUUUAAAAAAAAAAAAAAAAAAAAAAAAAAAAUUCGGCAUUAUGUUAUGAAAAGACAUGUUUACAUGAUCUCUAACAGUAUGUUGUCAAUGUGAAGCAGAUUAUUCUGUGAAAGUCGUGAUCUCAAAAGACGUGUAGUAUUAUGUUUUGGGGCAAAUUGGAAAAUAAUAGCGUUGUGAAUCUCAAAAUUAAGUCCAGAGUUUUAGUAAACAUACAUGUAUUGUAUUGCUAUUCUAUUUAUUAUUGCUCAGUUAAAGAGUAUAUUCCUUUUGUUUUGUAAGGAAUAGACUUGUAUUGUUAUAAUUGUACUUAUUACAUUCAGUAGAGCAUAGCUCAUUUGAGCUGAAAGAUCAAGUUAUUUUUUUCUGAUUAAAGUUUGUCCAUUGUCUGGCAUCGUCAUAAGACAUUUGUAAACUUUUUCACUUGUAACAUAUUUCAUGUACCGCUUGGCCAUUUUCGAUCAAACUUGGUGCCUAGAAUCUUAAGUAAAGGCGAUUCAGAUAAUGGACCAUGCCGCCUUCUCAGGUUAGACAAUCAAAAAACUGAAAAUAUUUCAGAGUGGGGUGUUCAAAAAUUAUUUUUCAGAACCAUUUCAUGAGAAAAGCUUAACACUUAUUAUGUUUAAGUUUAUUAACAGUGGGACCCUAAGGUUCCUUUUCACGAAAAAUCUGUGACUAAGAUAAUAAAAUUGUCUUGGCCUUGUACUCAGAGUGCCAUCACACCCUCAGUAGGUGUGCAGAUCAUGUCCAUUUACAUUUACUCAUUCAGAAAAAGAAACAUGAAAUGACAGUGUUUCCAAAUUUUCAUCCUAAUGAUAUUUUGUGGAAAGUGCCAAUAGACGGUGCAGGUGAGCAUUGUGGCCUCUUGUUAUCUUGUUAUGUCUGCAGUGCUUUAAUCUUCACAGACAAUGAAAUAGAUUUAACAAAGCCUUCAAUAAAAGUAUUUUAAAAUAUCAGCUUUAUCUAAUUUAGAUUUGUUAAGUGAAGCAGUUGAUACAUCAGUUUAUAUUUUUUUGUAAAUUUUUAUUUUUUUUUCUCCAUCCUUAUAUACAUGGUCAAAUUAAAUUUUGGUUAUUUACAAUUUUGAAUUUGUUACCUAAAGAUUCAUUGUAUUUUUAUAUUUACAUUUAUAUAAGGAAUGAAGCUUGUUUGUAUUAAUUGGGGAUAUAUAUUUUUCAUAUGAUGGGUAGUAUAAGACAAUUUGCAUAAUCGAUCGAGUCUACUUCCAUUUAUUUUAUACUCCCCAUAAUAUGAACAAACUAACUUUUUCCUGAUACUGAUGUUUUGUAUUAUAAGUUUUCUAUAUACAGUCUACUUCAGAUAUACUACAUUUACCUGAUCAGGAUAUACCUGGGUGUGACUGGUCAACAGGGGAUGCAUACUCCUCCUAGGCACCUGAUCCCACCUCUGGUGUGUCCAGGGGUGCGUGUUUACCCAACUAUCUAUUUUGUAUUGCUUAUAGGAGUUAUGAGAUUGAUCACUGUUCGUUAUCUUCACCUUUCAUAUUGAAAUUCAGGGGACCGACCUGAAUUGUUCAUUAUAUCCAAAGCUCAGUAUAAAAGAUGUUGAACUCUAGAAUAAAUAUGUCACUGGGGAUUUGAUUUUACUUCAAUAUAACAGAUAGUUCAAUAAACGACCCUCAGUAUAACAAACAGUUCAAUAUUGGUGAAUUCAAUAUAACAGAUAGUUCCAUAUACAGUCUACUCCACUUAUAUUGAAGUCACUUAUAUUGAACUAUCUGUUAUAUUGAAAUAAAAAUAGAUUCCCAGUAGGAUUAUUUACAUGGCUCAACAUCAGUUAUACUGAACGUUGGAUAUAAGGAACAAUUCAGGUCGGUCCCCAGAAUUUCAAUAUAUCUGGAGUGGACUUUAAAAGACUUCAGUAUAAAUGCAGUAGAUUGUAUAAAUAGGCUUUAACUGAAAGGUCAUUUGUAGGUUACAGUGCCUUUAUUGAGAAAUGAAAACAACGAAAUGAUGAGGUGUAUAAAGAUAUAUUAGAGAUGUAUUUAAGGUGUACAAGAGAUAACAUGGUGUUGAUUGUGUGGCGUUAUACGGUAAGGUGGACUAUGUUGGGGUGGGACGGAGAUUAGUGGGACACCGUGUUGUGUCAGAAUCUGUAAUGCGCUGUAGGAAUCGUAAAACUAGCCCAGUAUUCCGAGACAUUGUCCCGUCUUUUGAAGAUUUUGUAGAUGUUGGUAUUCAUGUAGUGUUUGAUGUGCUUGUUGUGUUGUUAUAGAUAGACAUAUCAUUUACCUUAGCAUUACUUUACAUGCAACUUUCUCAAAUUCAGCAUUCUAGAUACAUUCCUUCUGAAAGGAUUCGUAAUCCACAGCAGAUGUUUAACUGCAGACAAAAGUACAUCCAUUAACACAUACUGAUAAACUUGUGAAAUGUCGUCCAUUUCACGGGGAAUGGACAGGUGGGGAAAUGUUAAUAUUCCUCAUUAUUGGCAGUGAACUGACAUAAUCAAUCUUUGAGUAGGAAGUUGAUCACAUGAUCAUGUAAGUGUACUGAGCUGUACCUGCAGAGGGCAGUGUAUUCAGUGUUACCAUGACAAUGUCUCCAAGCUCUUGUUAGUUUUCACUAUUCCCGGAGAUGGCCAAUUAUUUUCAUUCUAUUUUGACACAUUCCAGUGAUUUUUAUAAGUUGUAUAUUUUGUUAUGUCCAGAAUUUUUGAUGAUUUUUCAGUCAAUUAUGUAUGAUCAUAUUCCAAGUAUUCUGAUUAAGUUUUGUGAUGCUACAUGUUUGUACAAGAUGGAGAAAAUGUAUGAAAAUACAAGAGGUUAAUCUCAAAUACCGGUACUUUAUGUAUAAAUACAACAUAUUAAUCUCAGAUACCGGUUAUGUAUGAAUUUAUUGUUUUGGGGAAUAAAAACCAGUGUUUUAAUGAAAUUUCCAAUUGUUUACCAACUAAAUCCGUAACUAUGUUUGAUUUGAUAUUGAUAAACAAGAUACAGAUAUAUUUUUAUUCACGAGUUAUAAUAUGAGAUGAGGUAUAUAUUUCAGAGAAUAAGUUUUUGUGGAAGCUGAUUCAAAAUUUGUGGAAGCUGUGUAUUGCUCAAAAGACGCGAGUUAGCAUUUCUGAGUUAGGGAUUGAAAAUUAGGUAACUUGCAAUUUUUUUUAGCUGUUUUACACCAGUAUUUCUCAGGUAGUACUCCAAUCAUAUCAGGUUCAAUUAAUUUUAUUGUAUUUAUCAUAGCCACAUAUUGAUUGCUUAUUACUGAUUCAUUCCCGUGAUUUACAACCUGUGAGUUAAGUUUGUCAUUUGAAGAUAUUGACAAAAUAGCGAGUAGGUGCAACAUAAGUUUCUUGCUUCGUGGGACUAUGUAACAUUUCUGAUUUUUCUUGCAGGCUGCUUAACUGUAGGUCUAACCUACAAUGACAUAUUGGUAUGUAGUUUGCAUGGAGUUGAGUGUUUGAUAAAGGUAUUCUAGAUCUGUCAUUAAGCUGUUUACAAUAUUGUUGGUAAAGCACCAACUUUUGUUAGUCAGAUUUAAUCUUAUCAAUAUUUUUAUAUCCAGUGUGCAUCGUAGAGAUUUUUGUUAAUGUACAUUGAAAUAUUAAAAAGUAAAAAGCU
This is a messenger RNA of Ostrea edulis (European flat oyster), 5304 nucleotides long. RefSeq names its product purine nucleoside phosphorylase-like. Gene Ontology annotation, molecular function: purine-nucleoside phosphorylase activity. The coding region runs from base 568 to 1566 and encodes 332 amino acids. Lineage: Eukaryota; Metazoa; Mollusca; Bivalvia; Ostreida; Ostreidae. The transcript is spliced from 6 exons. The record is from RefSeq and is a predicted model, not a curated record. Gene Ontology annotation, biological process: nucleoside metabolic process. Gene Ontology annotation, cellular component: cytoplasm.